This is a messenger RNA of Jaculus jaculus (lesser Egyptian jerboa), 13553 nucleotides long. It is a transcript of the gene Ago2, whose product is annotated as argonaute RISC catalytic component 2. NCBI's taxonomy places the organism in Eukaryota, Metazoa, Chordata, Mammalia, Rodentia, Dipodidae. The record is from RefSeq and is a predicted model, not a curated record. Gene Ontology annotation, biological process: regulation of DNA-templated transcription; regulatory ncRNA-mediated gene silencing. The coding region runs from base 34 to 2616 and encodes 860 amino acids. Gene Ontology annotation, cellular component: RISC complex. Gene Ontology annotation, molecular function: RNA binding; protein binding; endoribonuclease activity, cleaving siRNA-paired mRNA. The transcript has 19 exons.
CGGCCCUCGGCCCCGGAGCUCGGCGGCGCCACCAUGUACUCGGGAGCCGGCCCCGUGCUUGCGCCCCCUGCCCCGCCUCCACCGCCCAUCCAAGGAUAUGCCUUCAAGCCCCCUCCUCGGCCGGACUUUGGGACCUCUGGAAGAACAAUCAAACUUCAGGCCAAUUUUUUUGAAAUGGACAUCCCCAAGAUUGACAUCUAUCACUACGAACUGGACAUCAAGCCAGAGAAAUGCCCAAGGAGAGUGAACAGGGAAAUAGUGGAGCACAUGGUCCAGCACUUUAAAACUCAGAUCUUCGGGGACCGGAAGCCAGUGUUUGAUGGAAGGAAGAAUCUGUAUACUGCUAUGCCUCUUCCGAUUGGGAGGGACAAGGUGGAGCUGGAGGUCACAUUGCCAGGGGAAGGCAAGGACCGCAUCUUCAAGGUGUCCAUCAAGUGGGUGUCGUGCGUGAGCUUGCAGGCGUUACAUGAUGCACUUUCGGGGCGGCUGCCCAGUGUCCCUUUCGAGACGAUCCAGGCCCUGGACGUAGUCAUGAGGCACUUGCCAUCCAUGAGGUACACCCCCGUGGGCCGCUCCUUCUUUACUGCCUCUGAGGGCUGCUCCAACCCCCUGGGAGGGGGCCGAGAAGUGUGGUUUGGCUUCCAUCAGUCCGUCCGCCCUUCUCUGUGGAAGAUGAUGCUGAAUAUUGAUGUGUCGGCGACAGCGUUUUACAAGGCACAGCCCGUGAUUGAGUUUGUUUGUGAAGUUUUGGAUUUUAAAAGUAUUGAAGAACAACAAAAACCUCUGACAGAUUCCCAAAGGGUAAAGUUUACCAAAGAAAUUAAAGGUCUCAAGGUGGAGAUAACGCACUGUGGGCAGAUGAAGAGGAAGUACCGCGUCUGCAACGUGACCCGGCGGUCUGCCAGUAGCCAAACGUUCCCUCUGCAGCAGGAGAGCGGGCAGACGGUGGAAUGCACAGUGGCCCAGUACUUCAAGGACAGGCACAAGCUGGUUCUGCGCUACCCCCACCUCCCAUGUUUACAAGUCGGACAGGAGCAGAAACACACCUACCUUCCCUUGGAGGUCUGUAACAUAGUGGCUGGACAGAGAUGUAUAAAAAAAUUAACAGACAAUCAGACCUCGACCAUGAUCAGAGCGACUGCCAGGUCGGCGCCCGAUCGGCAAGAGGAGAUCAGCAAGUUGAUGCGAAGUGCAAGUUUCAAUACAGACCCAUACGUCCGUGAAUUUGGAAUCAUGGUCAAAGAUGAGAUGACAGACGUAACCGGGCGGGUCCUCCAGCCGCCUUCCAUCCUGUACGGGGGCAGGAAUAAAGCGAUCGCCACCCCUGUGCAGGGAGUGUGGGACAUGAGGAACAAGCAGUUCCACACGGGCAUCGAGAUCAAGGUGUGGGCUAUUGCAUGCUUUGCCCCUCAGCGCCAGUGCACAGAAGUCCAUCUCAAGUCCUUCACGGAGCAACUGCGGAAGAUCUCAAGAGACGCCGGGAUGCCCAUCCAGGGCCAGCCGUGCUUCUGCAAAUACGCACAGGGGGCGGACAGCGUGGAGCCCAUGUUCCGGCACCUGAAGAACACAUAUGCCGGCCUCCAGCUGGUGGUGGUCAUCCUGCCUGGCAAGACCCCUGUGUAUGCUGAAGUCAAGCGUGUGGGAGACACGGUGCUGGGGAUGGCCACACAGUGCGUACAGAUGAAGAACGUGCAGAGAACCACACCACAGACCCUGUCCAACCUCUGCUUGAAGAUCAAUGUCAAACUGGGAGGCGUCAACAACAUCCUGCUGCCCCAGGGCAGGCCUCCCGUGUUCCAGCAGCCUGUCAUCUUCCUGGGAGCCGAUGUCACCCACCCGCCAGCUGGGGAUGGGAAGAAGCCUUCAAUCGCUGCUGUCGUGGGCAGCAUGGACGCACACCCCAACCGAUACUGUGCCACCGUGCGUGUGCAGCAACACCGGCAAGAGAUUAUCCAGGACCUGGCCGCCAUGGUGCGCGAGCUGCUCAUCCAGUUCUACAAGUCCACCCGUUUCAAGCCCACCCGCAUCAUCUUUUACCGCGACGGUGUCUCUGAAGGCCAGUUCCAGCAGGUCCUCCACCAUGAGCUGCUGGCCAUCCGUGAGGCCUGCAUCAAGCUGGAGAAGGACUACCAGCCCGGGAUCACAUUCAUCGUGGUGCAGAAGCGGCACCACACACGGCUCUUCUGCACUGACAAGAACGAGCGGGUUGGAAAGAGUGGGAACAUUCCAGCAGGCACGACCGUGGACACGAAAAUCACCCACCCGACUGAGUUUGACUUCUACCUGUGCAGUCACGCCGGCAUCCAGGGGACCAGCCGGCCUUCCCACUACCACGUCCUGUGGGAUGACAAUCGUUUCUCAUCCGACGAGCUCCAGAUUCUAACCUACCAGCUGUGUCACACCUAUGUGCGCUGCACGCGCUCUGUGUCUAUCCCUGCGCCAGCAUACUAUGCUCACCUGGUGGCCUUCCGGGCUAGGUACCACCUGGUUGAUAAAGAACACGACAGUGCUGAAGGAAGCCAUACCUCUGGGCAGAGCAACGGGAGAGACCACCAAGCACUAGCCAAGGCAGUCCAGGUUCACCAGGACACACUGCGCACCAUGUACUUUGCCUGACAUGUUCUAGUGUUUAGCGAUUGUGUACCAAGUUGGAUUCACACGAGACCAGCUACACUCAGACCAACAGAUGCCCAGCCCCUCUGUGACAGCCAGCAUCGGACAUGAGACGUCUUUGGUUUAUUAGAUUCUCCAUUUUCCAGAAUGCCUUCCGUCCCAGAUUUCAAACUUGAUUUUGAACUGCAGACCUGUAUGAGGCCCCAUUGUCGUAGGAAAUAUGGUUUGCCAAAAUCUAUAAGCUGCUUAUUAAAAUAGAGUCCCGUGUUUCCUAAAAACCCCCUAAAACCAGUCUAUGAACUCAGGGCUUUAAAACAUUUUUAAUUUAUUUGGUCAUUCAAUUUACUUGUUUUUAACACAUGAUUCUCUAUGAAAUUGAUGGGCUCAAACUAGCUGUGAGUGUUCCGAGAGGGACAGCAACACAAAACACGAUUGGGGUUUUAAAGCCUUGGCCCUUCUGAUGUUGUCACGAUUGCUGCGUUCCCAGUUGGCACCACACACCCCUGGCGUGGCUGUGCAAGCUCUGCGGCCCCAGGACGGGUGGCCACGCUAGGUGUCCUCUGGUGUCUCUCGCCCUGCCACUGCGUGCCCUCGAGGCCUGAGCUAAGGAGAGGGGCAGUGCAUGGCCACGUGUGUUUACAGCAGCAACAGGUCCAGAGUGAUUGGCAGACAAGUGCCAUUUUAAUAAAAAUUUAUUUAAAAAGAGAAAAAAAAGACAAUAUACUGACAGUCUAAUCAUAAGAUUUGUCCUAUAGGACUGUGACGUUUAUUUUCCAAAGUUUCUAAAGAAUACGGGUCUGUGGUGAUUAAAUACAGUACAAUCCUUUUUCACUGUUACGUCUUUAAUGUAAGAGAAAAUAUAUAUAUCUGGUUUGCAGUAUUAAUGUGAUAGGUAGAUAGAUGCUCUUUUCUUUUUGUUCACUAUGGGGUGCUUCUUGUGACCUGUUUCACAUAUCAGGAGCGGUUUGGAGCCUGGAGACAGGCCACCUCUUGUGGCUUAUAGUGCUUAAAUACAGGAAUAUGCAACUGACUUCAUGUGACAGCGACCUGCCCCCAGUGUGGACUGUGUUCCCUGUACCUCCGGGAAGGACGGAAUGCUCGCCACUCACUCUCCGUCCUCCCCCGCCUCAUCCCCGUGUGUCCUCAGCAGACGAAGCACAAAUGGGAUUUAUUUAUUCUUCCACUGCUGGGAAACAAGCUCGCGUCAGUGUGCGCAUCUCUCGGUGUGCGGUUUCCAUAGGAGGGUUUCAUAGGAUCUAUGCACUGAAACAGAGAGGAAGCUGCCAAUGGCAGCAAGGCUGGCAGGCGGGGUGAAGCAUGCCCGAGGAGAUGGCCGCAGUGAGGCUCCCUCUGGCGGAUUCGCAUCUGGGCCCCCAUGUGGGUUUCUCAGCCUCCAGGCCUUUGCACUGAGAGGAGCACCGUGGGCGGCUUUGUAGACAGUAGUAGCAGCCAUCACAGCGUGCGCCCGUGGGCUUUUGUCCUUGAACCCAAUCUGAGCAAGGGUUAGGUCCGUGUUCCACAUAGAGUUCCAGGAAGGAGACGAGCCUCUCCUAUGCUGCUUUGUGCUAUGUCCCCCUCCCUCCCCAGACCUGCGUGACAUUUACCUCUGGCCCUGCGGUAGAGCGAGGGUCCCACUGCAUGGUGCCUCAUAGUAGAGGAGGAGGCACCAUCUCUGCCUGUGAGUCGAAGCUGGCAGGAGGGAUGGGUGGCAAGCAACCCAGGAAGGUGUAUCCUCAGAGUGGGGUGUGCGUCUGUGUGUGCAUGUGGGUGUCUUACUAAUGACAUUAGUCUCUUCUUGCUGUGUCUCUCUAAAGUGACAGACCUUCCGUCUAAGAAGCUCUGUGGCUGCCUGUUGUCUCACUGACGAGUGGCACUUCCCCAAACUGUUACCAGAAGGAUGGGAGUACCCUCUCAGCUUAGCUCGCCAGGCGCAGCCAAGCUUCUGACUAGUCAACUUGUAGAAUCUGAAACGAUGUUUUCAGCCAUUUUCGGAACCAUGUGUCUCAAGUGUGUGUCAAGAGCCCUGUGAUGGGAUUUCAGUGUGUAGAGAUGUGGAUUUGUCAGGAUGCAGAUUCCCAGGCCUGCUGUCAACCUCCUGGAUCCGGGCCUCGGGGCUGCCUGGGCAUCUGUAUUUCUGGCUGUCACCUGUGGCUCUAGAGGCGAGGCAGGAGCUUCACAGCAGGCGGAAGUGCUGGCACAGUUCAUACCUCGGAAUGUAUGUGGGCUGGCAGAAAAUCAGACCUGUGAGUUUUGGGUGGGGUGGUGGGGGGUGUUGUUUUGUGUUUAUCAUUUGAAGGACAAGUUUUCUUUUUGAUGGGCCACAGUACUUAAAGAAAUGUACUUUUUUUUAGCCCUGUGAUUAUUUCAUGAAACUUUCAAUAAGAAAAACAUUAACCCACCAAUUUGUCCCUGGUUGAGUUUGCUGUGCAUCAUCGUACACGUCCGACGAUGCAGACUUUCAAUGGCUGUAGUUUCAAUUUCUCAGGUAAAUAAUUGCUUUCCCAAAUUUCUACCAGCUCCCUCCACUAGCAUAAAUUCUGAGACAUUGUGAAGACCUCGGAGCGCAGGAGAAGCCCAGGCCCCGUCCUGCUCUCAUUCCGCACCUGUGCCCACGACCGAUGAUGGGUGCCACCAGCUCCUAUGGUGGCUCCCUUGUCUUCUGGGUCUCCCGAGGUGGUACCUAGUCAAUUUGGGGACUCCCCAGUUGCUGGCUUUGUCCCCAACCCACUGUUAAGUAAGGUGUGCCUUGCUUGAAGCAAACUGAAUGUGAAGAUUAUGCUGUAGUGAUCUGGAUCCGUUGGAAAGGACAACUAGGGCGUGCCUGUCUCUUUAAGAGACACCUGGCAAGUAGAUUCUCACUUGGAGACUCCCUGGUACAUUGUAAGAUACUCACUUUUUAAAACCAGUCAUGAACCCAUCCGUUUCCCACUGUCUGUGACACGCAGCACGUUCUCUCCCCCUCCCCCCCCCCCCCCCCCCCCCCGCCGACAAAGUGAUGCAGGACUCCCGUCUUGAGCCCCAGUUUUGUAGAUGAGCCCUUGGAAAUACUUGCAGAGACAACUGUCCCGUCACCCGCAUGUCACAAGCUCCAGUCUCUGAGGCCAGGUCCAUUUUGUAAGGCUGAACAUCCCUGUACUUUCAUGCAGGUUGGCUGGGCUUUGGCUCUGUCUGUCUCGAGAAGGCUUUGCACCCACAUUUCUGAUACCACUUUAGGGUCUGCUUUGCCUUCUUCAGAAUCAGCCACUCCCCACAGCCGCCCACUUGCCCGCCUGCCGGCUGUGUGCCCGGCCUGACACUGCUAUCUAUGCCUGAUGUUUACCAUUAUUGAGCACUCGUUAGAAAGGCAGCCCCGGCAGCAGGGUUGAGCGGUUUUAUUGUUGUUAUAUGUUAUUUUAUUGUUUCUAAAUGCAAAUAUUGCUAUUUAUUUUGCCUGCUCUGGUUUUAUUCGGCUGAUGUGGAUACCCCAGUGCGUGUGGUACCUGAUGGAUAUGGUAGAGAUUAUUCCCCAACUUUUAUAAAUUACCUGAUGUUUACCUUCAAGUUUGAGGAUAUGCUUUAUUUUUGAAAGCCACAACUGUAAUUUUUUCUGGAUGAAUUGUUUUUCUUAGAUAUGCAGCAAUGCUUCUGCAUUGAUCUGUAGGGUGAUUUAAAUUUUAUUUUUACAAGGCAGUUUUUCAAUCAAAUUAUAUAUUUGAUACAAUGUGUUAAGGGUAGGCCAGCACGCGCCAUGCAGCAGGGACCCCAGAGUGUCCAGGAGGCCUUUAGGAGCUGGGAUGAUCUCUCUUGGAAGCCCCUGUCGUGGCCGCACUUGCUGGUUACAGGAGCCUUCAGGAACUGGCUGCCGUCCUUCGGCAUGACCUUGACCUGUUGGAUUGUUACAAGGAUUUUUCACGGGCAUUUUACUACGCCUAAGGCAGUUCCUUUAGACGUUGACCUAAUUCUGACAGUGGACAAUCUUGGUGGCCCAGAAAAGCCAUAAGAAACCUUGCUGUGACCUCUCUUUGACUCAUCUCUUACGUUCAUGAGGAAAGGAAUGUAACAUAAGUAGAAAGACACUUCCUUAGCAUUCCUAUGCUGCCCUUGCAGAGCCCGGACACUACUUGUGUUUCGUGAUACAGCAGCCAGGCUAGCUCUCUCCAGCCGCCGGGCCAGCGGACUCGCCGCUGUGAACGGUGCGCGUGGGACUGUCAUGGGUGGCCUGCUUCAUGCACGCUGACUCCUUUGUAAGGAAAAACUCUCAGCUCAGAAUCAAUGCACUGAUCUCUUGACAGCUUCUUUGUAUUCUCUCCAGCCUGCACCUGCUGUACUGGCUUGAAAGGAUUGUAAACAGUGUGAACAUAGGUCCUGCCUUGCACCGUGUGCCGCCACACGGGUCAGUGCUCAGUGCGCGAAUCGCGCGGACUGCACUCUAUUUUGAGCUUGAGCCUGUCUUGGCCAUCGUGAAAGGUGGGCUAGCCUCUUCAUGUUUCUCUCCCAGCAGGAAGUUUGCCGUCUGUGAAAAGGACAGCGUGCUCUCUUGAGGAUUACUUUGCAGUCCUUGAGGCUCUUCUGGUCUGUUCGGCUCCCUGACCCUCUGUAGGCUCCCAAAAGUGGAUCAGUGUAGUUCUUCCCGGCCUUUGUCAGCGUGGACGUCAAGUGCCUGUAGGGCGCAUGUCUGCUGCCUGUGGGCCCUUGUUGCAUCUCUCUGGCCAGCCUUUAGCUCAAAGCUGAAGGGUCACAUUGUGUCAUUUGUAGCACACCUAGGGAUGCCAGAAGACCUGAAGCCCAGUGUGGCCCCACGCAUCUUAUAAUUCUGUCUGGUCAGGAUACCAAGUGUCAGACCCAGAAAGGAGCUUUUACGCCCAAACCGUUGUGUGUAUGUGCAUGUGCGAGUACAUGUGUGUGUGUCUCAUGUCGUGUCUGUGCCAUCGUGGUGCCCUCACAGUGCUUCUUUGGAUGUAUCCUGCCAUCUCACUGUCUUAAGUUGAAUGUACUGGCUUAGCCAGAUCCCCACUGAAGGUGGUUCUGGGGCGUCUUCUACUUAAACAAAUGCAGAUCAAGCUACCUCUGACUUCUCAGAAGAGUUAUGUUUGCCCUCGAGCAUAGCUAUCCACACUGAAAAUAGCCAAAAUGUUGCCUGGAUAAACUGAAUUGUGGGCAUCUCUCUGUUCUGUUCUGGCUGGAAAAGGUGUGUGCCAUACUGUGAUCCAGGUGGCCAACAGGCCCAGGAGUUCUCCACGCUGCUUAGCCGUGGGGUUGUAGCACUGACAGGCUGGCAAGAAGGGCCUGUGGGCUUCUCUACAUGAGGACUGUGUCCUCCAGGCUGGGCGAGUGACGCUGGGCAGGGCCAAGUGUGGCCAAGCCUGGAAACAGCCUGUAUCCUGCCUGCUCCCUCCACCUGUUCAGUAAGAAAGCCCUGCUCUGCUUGCUCAGGAAUGAGUUGGGAGCAACUUUCUCUUCUUAACUUCUCCCUGUUUAGACAUGGAGGUGCUCAGCAUCUGCUCUUGUGCAGGUCACACACUUUAGAACAGCUGCCUGGUUUCAAAAUAUAACACAGGCAUAAUGUUCGACUUUUGGACACAUAAAAAUGAACUAAGGAUUGAAAGCAAAACAUUGCUCCAAGCCAGGGCCCUUUGUUUGUAAGGGGAAACAGUCCAUAGCUACAGCAGUAGUUCCUGCCAAUGCAGCAGCACUGGAGACCACCUGAAGGUGACUUGCAGGUCUGUCCUGGUGGGAGAGCUGGCGCCUCUGGCCAGCACUCCAGCAAUUAGCCACUUGGCAGUCAGAAAGGCGACCUCCUCUUGUUGUGGCUCCACUGACCUACCCUAGCCAUCUCUCUUCCUGAAGGUUUUGUCUGCUAAUUUUGGAAGUCAGCAGUAGCUCCAAGACCCCACCAGAAAUCUUGAGGUUCAGACAGACAAUGUCAUGAUGGCAGGCAUCUGGGUUCGUGGGGUAGCCCUAAGGACUCUAAUGCUUCUUCCCUGGUGGAGGAAUAGCCCUUGAUGCCUCACCUUGGGUUCUGAUGCUGUUCACACUGCACAGAAUGUGUUGACUCUGAAAGAGCUAGUGUCCUUUGCAGUUUAAGAAUGUCUCCAGUUCUGCCAUCACUUUUCUCCAUGUGCAGAAGCAGAGGAGGCCGGGGGUGUCUGUGGCCCCCUGACCGGCACCUGUGCCUGCAUGGGUCCUUGGGCUUGGUGGGUUUGCAGUGAGAAUCCAGGGAGGUGCAGGGUGUUGGAGAGAUGCUGGUGGUGUCUGUAGCCCAGUGCAAUGUGGUGAUGUGAGCCACUGUCCUGGUAGGGUUGCCAGCUCAGAGGCAGUCUCCGUGACAUCUGCUAGAGCUACCCCAACACAAGAGCCCUGGCCACUGCCAGCAUGGAGCUAGCGCUGGCCUUGUUGGUUGAAGAGCUCCCUGGUGGCCUGAUUGAAACCUUUUCUUUCUUAGGGGUAGAAUGGUGGUUGAAGGCUUCCUGACAGUCUGGCUGAAGGAUUAGACCCCCUUUCUUGGGGGUAGAAAAAGCUGAAUGAGCUCUUGUUUAGAAGCGCCUCGGACUGGGGUAUUUCCAUGGAAGCUAAAACACUGGGUAUUGGCUCUUCCCAAGGGUCACCAGGGUGUAGAUGUCAAGACCCUUUUCAUUCGGUUCUUUCUGGGUCCUCAAGGUCCUUGACACCAAUGAGGUGACCCCAAAAACAUCCACACCAGCCGCUGGCACAAAGCAGGUGGCUCGGCAGAAUGAGAUGUGUUGUGUGAGUGCCAUGCCAAGGGCAGGCUAGGGCAGGCACUCCGUCCCACGCAGCACACGGCCCAGGCCUUCCUCUGGGCACCGGCUGAGCCUGGCUGGAGAACCAGCCCCAGACCUUGUGCCUUUAAAGUCUGGUCUUCAGUGUCCUUUGGGAAUCGUACCGGGGCUGUACUUUUAGUGGAAGUGAGUCUGAACCGCUCCACUAGUCAGUGGCUGAGCCCUGCCUUGGAAGCUCUUUCCAUCCUCAGCUCCUGAAUACAAGGCAUGUCGCCGCCCCGUAGGCUGCAGCUGUGAGGACAUCUUCAGUCAGUCGCGUUCUGGCUUCCCUGCAUCCUGACAUGCAUGGGCACCUCUUCUGGCGUCUCAGCAGACAGGUGUGGUGCCAUCAUCUCGUCGGGCCUUGGCCUUGACCACCAGCCACAGUGCUGGGCCACUGCUUCCGGGCAUGUGGCAGGUGUGUGUUGCAGCGGGAGUAGACGGUCUCCUAGGGAAUUGGAAUUGUCUCUGUAAAUGUGUGUGAAGUCCUCAGGGGUGAAGUGCUAUUCAGUCCUGGCCUCAUUUCGAAUGUUUUUUAUUGUGGUCGCUCUGUUCUGUGACGGGGGAGACCGUCUACUUAGAUGUAGUGUCACUUAAGGCUGGCACAUAGGACUCUAGCUUCAGUAAUUUGUACCUCUGACCUAUUCAAACCAGAAUGUAGAGCAGUUUCUUGACUGGUGAGAAAUACCCUUCCCAGUCAAGGGGUGAUUUUAUGGUUGUAUGUGGGGAAGUAACCUGGUCUGUUUUCUAACUAUACAGAAAAGGCCUUUCCCUGAGCAGCACAGGCUGCAGAGGGGUAACAUGUUAACAAUUUUGGUUCCUCUUCAAAGCCAAAUAGACCCUUGAGAUUCAACUCCUAAAGGAUUCAACUUAGCAUUCAACCGAAAUUUGAGUCCUGAGUGUGCUAGUGAAUUUUAAUGUAGUUGUUACAGUUUUAUAACUGUAGAGGCAAGCGCGUUUUUAUUUUUUUAAAGUUUUAAGAAGUUUCUGUGCAGGAAAGUGGCUAACCCUGGCUGUCUACAAGAGAGAAUGUCGUACUGAACCCAGUCUCCUUAGCUUGGGUCCACUUUACAUUACAUGCCUAAAAUGUAUUAAGGGGUUUUAACCCUUACUUUUUCCAAUUUUUCUAGCUUUAUUUUAUUUUUAUAAAAUAAUUGAAAAAGAAGCAAAAAUGAAUUCAAAAGUCCCAUGGUGGAUCUUGCCCCUUCUUAAUUUUUCCCACACUUAAAGCAUUUUAGAAGACAUUUUGAUCAAAACAUAUUUGACCAUUUGAAGUGUACUCUUUGCUAAGAAAUUAGCAGCUACAAGGGCCUCGUUCAGGAAGUUCUCUGUGUAUGGUGGACCUGUGUGACCGUGUCUUGGAUACAGACCACACAGUGCUGCUUUGUAAAUGACAGUUCCUGUAUAAAUUAAUAUUAUACACCCUGGCCUCCUGUGUGCAGUUUCAUUUGCUACAUGGACUGUCCAAUUGUGAAAUUGCAGUACCUGCUAAACCCAGUUCUGAGGCUUUGUGUCACUGUCUUGGGUGUAGUACUGGCCUGUGUGUCCUGAGGGCUCCCAGUACUUGCAUGAUGCUAGGUGGUGGUGCCACUUUUAGAUUAAGCCUUAAUCAGAUUAAAUUUGUGAGGUCAGAGUAUGCAAAAAUACUGGCAGGGUGAGUUUCCACAAGAUGCUCGGCCAUAAUUUAACAGGUCUUUCCUCUGGAGCUAAAGGGAGCCUCCGGGGCUGCCCCUCUCCCCGGCCUGCUCUCCUGGCCUGGCUUGUCUGUUGCCCUUGCAUGAUGAAACAGACCGUGUGCAUUUCUGUGGCAGAAAGACCUAUUUGGAAAGUCUAGAGCCUUGUCAGGGGCACCUUUACUGUCUGAUCUUGUCUCCUUCAUCCGAGCUGAGUUGAUGCUGCUUGGGCACAGGUCUCUCUUGCAAACCUGCGCGUGCGCUGAGCUCCUGCAGGCAGUGCCAGCUGGCACUGCCUCUGCAUAUGAUUAAACAGUUUUGUUUCUGUGAAAGCAUCUUUGAUUUAGAAACAAAAUAGAGGGGACCCAGCUUUUUUACAAUGUGGACCUACCUCAGUUAAACAGUUGGGUGCUAUUUACUAAGUCUGUCAGUUAAAUUGGAAAAAGUAACCAAACAGUGAGAUGUGACUCCACCUGAAACUUGAAAUUGUCAUUUCCGUUUAUUUAAUAAUACUUUUAUUUAUUUUGUGCCUUUUAUGUUGAACCCUAACACAUUUUUAACCACCAGAAUAGAAUUAAGUAUGUUCUCUUGCAAGUGGGAAGCCCAACUGACCAUGACAGUACCCAGCCAACUACUACAGUGCAUUAGGGUUCCAACUGCUGUCUUGGGAAAAGGAAAAAAAGAAAUGUGUCCAGGAUCAAAUUUAACAUUUUACAGAUAAUAAAUCCCAAACUUUCCUAUGCGUUUAUAGCUAUCACUUUAUUUUCUGUGCCAAUGAGGGGGCGGCCAAAAAAGAAUCACAACUACUUUUACCAUUGCUUUUUCAGCGAUUCAUGCCCCUCUUCCUCUGGCGUGUUUUCUAAGAGCUUCUUUCAUAAGCAGCAAUGGCCCAGUGUUGGUUCUAGCUCCGGAUGUACGUGGCAGAGGUGCUGAGGACCAUGGGCGAGCUCACGGCUGGCAGGAGGCUUGUGCUCCGCCACAGCCCCGGGGUUCUGGAAAUUAGGAAAGUUUUCCAAUGAGUAAGAAAGUAAGAUAGGAGACCGAUGACUUUCCAUGCUUUUCUAUUUGGCAGUUUACAGUUCUAGACUUUUCCUACUCUACUGUGGCAAUCUUUUUUACCUUAAUUCUUUGGAGGUAACACAAUAUUUUGGAGUCUUAAGAAUUUGAUUUUAUACCAAUAAAAAAAUAAAAGUUAGGGAUCUUUCCUGUAGUAUAUAGUUUUACUAUUUUAAGGGGAUCUCUGGAUUUUACAAGAGAAACAACAUUCCUUAGUGGCAAAACUUUGAAAGUUAACUCGAGGCUUUUCUUUUUUUUAUUUUUUCCUUUUUCUUUUUUUCCUUCUUUCUUUCUUUUCGUUUCUGCUGCAGGAUCUCAAAUAAGGAAAAAAAUAGAAAAAAAGACAUGAUUGUAGUUAACUGUUUUUAAUGUUUUAACUUCCAUCAGGUUGAUAGUAAGCUAUAUUUUGUAAGAGAAUCAUCCUUGGGUAUGCUGCAUUUUAAGCUCGGCGAUGUUGCACUUUGUCCGUAAUAAUAAAUGCCCUGCAAUUGGCUUGCCAGGAAGUGUUUUGUUUUUGCCUCACAGGAGUACUUGGGGCAGGUGAUUAAAUUUAUAUAGGUACCUCAAGAAAAGAACCUGCGUAUGCUGCAUUUUAUUUCUUUAGCUUUUACAUGUAGCAUUUUGUUUAUUUUGUUUAGAUAUAUGCUUUUUGGACCCCAAUAGACUGUUGAAAGAAAACUUAAAGUUAGUAUCCUUUUUUUUAGUUUUUAAUUUAACUGCAAUAUCUGGUUCAAAGGUCGCCCUACUUUAAUGCUUUCCCCAAGCACACCUGAGGAAAAGAUACUGUGCUUCUCAGUAGACAGUGCCGUUCGGAUCCUCUCUGUCCGUGCUGCUUCCCUCCCCCCUUCCCCAUGCCACCCGGGGGUGGGUACCUUGCUUCUAAGCCCCAAGCUCAAAGUCGUGGCACCUUAGCUUGUCGACACAGACCUCGCGGCUUGCCAUGAGUAAGUAGCAUGACCCCACAGGUACGGCUGCGGGAGGCCCCUGGUCAGUCUGCCCCAGAGGUGUAGCCUCGACUUUCUUUCUCGGCACUCCCCCGCGCUGACCCGGCGGGGUGGUCCUCAUGGACAAGACCACUGGUGAAGAAAGCUAACCGCUGAGACACUGAGCAGUUCUUGUCAUGUUUAAGCUUAGCUGGGUCCUUUCAAGUUUGUUUUCACAGCUACUAGGUUAAAUAGUUUGCACUAUUUUUGCAAUAAAUUCAUGGAAAACCUAACAGUUACUUGUUUUUGUUUCUUACUGUGUGUAUAUAAACUAAUACUGAAAGUUUGGCAUAGUGGUUUUUCACCUCCUUACAUAGCCCCUAACAUGCACAGAAUGCUGUAAGUCUGAUGAAGAUGAUGUGAAUGAUAUUUUAUAAAGUUAUUUUGUAUGGUGUCGAUUUUGUUUUGCCUCAUAGUAUGUCAGCAAAAAAAUAAAAUAAAACUCCUCAUAUUUACAACUGCCUCUUCCAAAA